GAGAGGAAGUCCAUAGAAGUUUGUUUUACAGGAGUCAGCCUGGGCCGGGACGAGGGGCAGUGCUGCAUCUGGAGUGGUGGAAAAGUGGAGCCAAAGGGUGAAACAGAGCAAGAGGAGCUGGCCAGAGGACACUGACAGAGAGGGGAGAUCGCCGGGCAAACACCAACAUGGCUGCUGCAAUUCUGCCUUGCCUCAGCCUUCUCUGCAUCCUUUCAGGAUCUGUAUACCCAACUUCUGCCGCCAGGCUCGGAGAGCAGCAGCAGACUCUGCUAAAAUUCCAGCUGUGUAGGAAGGGAUUUUUCCUCAGUGAGCAGAACCAGUGCCUGCCAUGUAACUGCAGGGGCCAUGCUGACCACUGUGAGGACAUCACCGGUGUUUGCAUCAACUGCAGGGACCAGAGUACAGGAGAUUUCUGUGAAAUGUGUGAGGAUGGGUUCAUUUUGAUCCCCAGUCUGGAUGGACGCCACGCAUGCCUGCCCUGUGCCUGCCCCCUCCCCACCCCCACUAAUAACUUUGCCGUGCGCUGUAACAGAGGAGGAGCUGCUCUACGCUGCAAGUGCAAGGAAGGCUACGCUGGACAUCACUGUGAGAGGUGUGCUCCAGGUUACUAUGGCAACCCAAUGGCACUUGGUGACUCCUGUAAGAAGUGCGAUUGUAAUGGCAACACUGACCCCAACCUGAUCUUCAACGAGUGCCACAAUGUGACGGGUCACUGCCAGCACUGCUGGGGAAACACGGCCGGUGCCAGCUGUGAGAGGUGUGCCCCCGGUUUCUAUGGCGAUGCCAUCAGCGCCAAGAACUGCAGAGAGUGUGAGUGCAACAAAUGUGGGACGUCGUCAUGUGACGACAGGACAGGAGUGUGUCACUGCAAGCCGGGAGUGACCGGACGGCAGUGUGACCUGUGUGAGGACGGCUACUCAGGCUUCUCCAGCUGUCAGGGGUGUCGGAGAUGUGAAUGUGGGCCAGCUUCCAUCCGCUCCACCUGCCAUCCUCUCACCCACAGCUGUCCAUGCCGCCCAGGGGCCGGAGGUCGUUACUGCGAGCGCUGCCUCCCAGGAUACUGGGAUUACAGCCCUGCUGGCUGCCAGAAGUGUGACUGUGAGAGUGGUUUCUGUGACACGCAUACAGGAGAGUGUCUGGCAGAGGCUUCAACAGUCAACCUGUGCAACAUCAGUUGUGAUGAGUGUAUAUGGCAUCUGAUUGGUGACCUGAAGCAGUCCAAUAAGACGCUGGACCAGCUGAAGGUUGGAGUGUUGAACAUCUCUACUGGUGCUGCUGCCAAUGACCGACUCAAAUACUAUAACUACACUGCACAUCGACUCCAGACGCAGUUUCAGAACUGGACGAACAAGUCAUCCGUGAUGAAGGCCCAGACCGAUGAGCUGGAGGGGGCCACGGACACCGUGGUGUCGGACAUCAAAGAGCUGGGAGAAUCGGAGAUCUUUUUGACAAGUCUGGGCAACAAGUUGGACAACGACACAUUGGAGACCUUCACCUUGGCUGAACAGCUGAGCACAAAUCUGACCGAUCUCAACCGACGCAUCGAAGAGAUGAUCCAUGACUGGGAGGUAUACAGUGUUCAACAGGAGGUGGAUCCAGAAGUGGUCAGAAUGAACACUGCAGCAGCCCAGGAAAUGGUCACCUGGAUGAGGCAGCUGGACCUGUCACCACAGGGGCCUGUCGCCACUGAGGAGUCAGCUGAUGCCCAUGACUUGCUGAGGCGUGUCCGUCAGUUGGAGAAGAAGCUGGUGAUCACAGAGGGCCGCCUUCCUUCUGUCAGAGAGGUCUUAGCUCGCUUUUCCAGCAGGCUGUCAGAGGCUUGGGACUUCCUCCUGAAAGCAAACAUCACUGUGCUGGAGACGGAGGACAAGAACAGACUAAGCCUCUUCAAAUUCCAGAGGAAGGAGGCAAAGCAGCAGAGACUGAUGGAAGACCACUCAGCUGUCAACAACACCCUGGAAACCGGGCAAGUUUUCAAUUCUGAGGCUGAGAGGAACGUGGCUGAGGUGGAUAAUAUGGUGAAGAAUGUGACAGGGUACCAUGCUGCAAUUGAUGGCGCCAGUCAAAAGCUGAUGGAGAAGAUGGAACGCCUCUCAUUGGCUGACAGAGAUCUGGUUCAGAGGGCCGAUGAGCACGCUGAGGAGCUGGACAGACAGGCCACCAAGCUGGAGGAGGACCUGAAAGAAAGCGACGCCAACGGCUUUGUUCAGAGAGCCAUCAGUGCCGCCAAUGUUUACAACAACAUCAUUAAAUAUAUCCAUGAUGCCAACAUCACCUCACUCACCACUUUCAACUCAUCCCAAAGAGCUGAAGAUGCCAUCGCUGGGAUCAAUACGCAGCUCGGAUACCUGGUAACACAGAGUAGCAACGUUUUCAAGGAGUCUGUUUCUCUACAUUCAGCACAAACUGAGGCAGAAAGGGAGGUGGCUGACCAUCUAAAAUACAUAGAUGAAACCCAAGAAACCAUGGUUAAAAAUACCAGAAAACUUCAAGAUAUAGUGCAGGACAUCAAGGAUCUUCAGACAGAUAGAACACCACAGCGUCUGGAUUUUACCCUGCAAGUGGCCAAAGGGACUCUAAAUCGCUCAGAGGAAGUCUCUCAGACCAUCACCCCCAUCAGCAGUAAGGUGGAGGCGUGGGCCAGCAACAUGAGGAACAAUGAAUACUCUGCAGCUGCAUACGAACAGGCUGUGGCCUCUGCGGGGGAAGCAGUGGAGAAAUUGAAUGUGCUUGUUCCGGAGCUGCUGGACAAGCUAAAGGUGGUGGAGAACAAGAAGCCCGUCAACAACGUGACCACCAACAUCAUGAGGAUCAGAGAGCUCAUCGCCCAAGCCAGGAGUGUGGCCAAGAAAGUCCAGGUGUCGAUGAAAUUCAACGGCCAGUCCUCGGUGGAGGUUCAUCCUCACAGUAACCUGGAGGAGCUGAAGACAGUAACAUCCAUCAGCCUGUUCAUGAGGGUAGACCCAGACAAGGACCCCAUCGAGGAUCGAUUUGUCUUAUAUCUGGGAGACAGAAAUGGUGGGAAAGACUACAUGGGUCUGGCCAUCAAGAACGACAACUUGGUGUUUGUGUACAACCUCGGAGGUGAAGAUGUUGAGAUCCCACUGAGCUCUAAGCCUGUCAGCCAGUGGCCUGCAGUCUUUAACUACAUCAAAGUAGAGAGGCUGGGCAGACAUGGAAAAGUCUUCCUGACUAUUCCCAGCCAGAGUUCCACAGAUGAGCAGAAGUUCAUCCAAAAAGGCGAAGCUCUGGGAACAGACUCGCUGUUCGACAUCGACCCCAAGGAUAUCGUGUUCUUUGUUGGUGGCGUCCCGCCAGGUAUCAAGCUGCCACCUCCUCUGAGCCUCGCUCCGUUUGUGGGCUGCAUUGAGUUGGCUUCGCUAAACAACGACAUCAUCAGUCUGUACAACUUCAAAGAGACCCACAGAAUAAACAUGGCUGCAUCACCGCCAUGCCCCAGGUACAAGCUGGCGUUUUCCCAGAGCCGCAUUUUGAGCUACCUGUUUGAUGGAACAGGCUACGCUCUCAUUAACAACAUUGAGAGGAGAGGAAAGUUUGGAGUCGUCACCAGAUUUGAUAUCGCCGUGCGAACAGUUGCAAACAACGGCGUCCUCUUCCUCAUGGUCAACGGGGACAAAUUCUUCCUCUUAGAGAUGAAAAACGGCUUCCUGCGCCUCAUGUAUGACUUCGGCUUCAGCAACGGACCUAAACUUUUCGAGAGUAACUUACCGAAGCUUAAAAUAAAUGAUGCGAGAUAUCAUGAGAUAUCGGUGAUUUACCAUCACUCAAAGAAGGUCAUCCUGCUGGUGGAAAAGAGCCAUGUCAAAUCUAUAGAGAAUCCCAAAACAACCCUGCCCUUCUCUGAUAUUUACAUCGGUGGAGCUCCUUCCAGCAUCCUCAAAUCCAGGUCGGAGCUGUCCUCUGUGGUUGGCCUGAAGGGCUGCUUAAGAGGAUUCCAGUUUCAGAAAAAAGACUUCAACCUGCUGGAAGAGCCCGGCACUAUCGGCAUCAGCAGCGGCUGCCCCGAGGAGUCUUUUAUGUCCCAUAAAGCAUAUUUCUCCGGAGAGAGCUACCUGGGAUCCACAGCAAAGAUUUCACCAUUUGACGUCUUCGAGGGAGGAAUGAACUUCAGAACCAUCCAGUCCAGCGGACUCCUGUUCUACCUCAGUGAAGGGUCUGAUGAGCUCAGCAUCUCCCUGGAGAACGGAGCGGUGGUGUUAAACAACAGAGGCACGAAGGUCAAGUCACACAGGAAACAGUACAACGACGGGAGAACACACUUCUUAGUAGCUUCAAUCAACAAGCAGAAGUAUUCACUGCUGGUGGACGACAAAGACAAGCAAGAGAAGAAGCGUCCAUCAUCAGCCACAUGGUCCACAUCAGACUCUACAGUGAAGACCUUCUACUAUGGAGGGUCUCCCAGCAGUAGCUUUAAGAACUUCACAGGCUGCAUCAGCUACGCCUACAUCAACAGACAAGACCGAGACAUCGAGCCAGAGGACUUCCGGAAAUACUCAGAGAGGGUCCAGACUUCUCUGCAGGACUGUCCAGUUCAGCGCCCCCCUGCUGCCCUGCUGUCAGCCCACAGAGACAGAACCUUCCGAGACAAAGACAGCCAGAAUCAGAAGGUUACCUGGGAUAAGUCUGGCCUCCUUCCAGACCUGAUGGAGCUGAGAAGUGAUGAGCAGAAGCCAUCAGAUCCAAACAGUCAGCCCUGCUACCUCUCUUCAAGUCCCAGAGCAGCUCACCAAGCCUUCCACUAUGGCGGGGCUGCCAACAGCAGGCAGCACUACACAGACGUCCCUGACUCUCUUUCUGAGAGGUGCCACUUCUCCUUCUCCCUGAAGACCCAGUCAUCCUUCGGCCUCAUCUUUUAUGUAUCUGAUGUCCAAGAGGACAACUUCAUGGCUCUGUUCCUGGCCCAUGGCAAACUUGUGUACACUUUCAAUGUAGCAGACCAAAAAGUUAAAAUCAAAAGUGACAAGAGGUACAACGACGGUGCGUGGCAUGACGUUGUUUUUAUCCGUGAUGGGAGCAUUGGGAAGUUAAUAAUUGAUGGGCUCACAGCGCUGGAAGACAGCGCUGUAGGAAGCAACACGCCCUGGCCCGUCAGCCAGCCCAUCUUCAUCGGAGGAGUUCCUCCUGGGAGAGCACACAGAAAUAUCCAGAGAAACUCCGCCUUCAGCUUUUCUGGCUGUUUGAAGAACCUUCAGCUGGAUGGACAGCGGCUGUCCUCCGUGGCAGAGACAUUCGGGGUCACUCCGUGCUUCGAAGGGCUUCCUGAGACAGGAACGUACUUCUCAGAGGAAGGAGGAUAUGUCAUACUAGAUGAGUCAUUUAAGUUAGGACUAAAGUUUGAGCUGGUGAUGGAGGUGCGCCCCCGUGUGGCAUCUGGGGUGUUACUACACAUGCGCACAUCAGAGAGCUUCUUAACCAUGUACAUCCAUCAAGGAGGGGUUGUUGUUUUUGUGAAUGAUCAGACCAACAAGUUCUCUGUGAAGGUUUCACCAAGACAGGGUGUGUGUGAUGGUACCUGGCACAAAAUUUCAGUGAUCCGGGACGCCAACGUUGUUCAGCUGAACGUGGACUCUGAGAUCCAGCAUGUUGUGGGACCCGUGAACCCCAGUUCCACAGACACAGGGAACCUGGUAUUCAUCGGUGGAGCUCCAGAUCUCUUCCUCCCAGACAGCAUUCCCAUCAGGAAGCCCUACGUGGGCUGUGUGAAGAACCUGACCAUUAACAACAGCCCAGCAAGCUUCAGCAAGGCAGCUCUGGUCAGUGGAGCGGUCAGUGUUGGAUCCUGUCCAGCAGCAUGACACUUGUGUCUAGAUUAGCCCCAGUACAGCACUGACCAAACCCUUCUUCUUGUUAAACAUACCCACUAAGAGAUCUUUGUUCUUUUUGUUCUGUCAGAUGCAUUUCUAUAAUUUGUUAGUUCUUGAUCUUAUUUUGCACCAAGAACAUAAACUAAAAUGUCCCAAAUUUGACAGCUUUUCCAAAUUGAAUCAUAGUGCAAACAGAUCUGAACUGAACCAUCCUGUGGAGCUUAGUCUAUCCAAGUUGUGGACUAGACCAGAAACAUCAACAGUAUCUUCAUUUAUAUAAUCAUGAAGGCACAUUUUUGUACAAGCUUAUUUUUGAAUACCUUACUUUUUUGUACUGUUUUAUUUCUGCUAAUAAAUAGUAUUCC
Molecule: messenger RNA, 6190 nt
Organism: Melanotaenia boesemani (Boeseman's rainbowfish)
Lineage: Eukaryota; Metazoa; Chordata; Actinopteri; Atheriniformes; Melanotaeniidae
Gene: lama4
Product: laminin, alpha 4
Exons: 40
Coding region: 168-5816 (1882 amino acids)
Biological process (GO): regulation of embryonic development; regulation of cell adhesion; cell adhesion
Molecular function (GO): signaling receptor binding
Source: RefSeq, a predicted model, not a curated record